GUGGAGCCAAGAUGGCGGCGGCAGGAGCGACGCUGUGCGUCUGGGCCGGGAGGCUGCGGUUCCUCGGGGCCGGGCCCUGGCCAUGGAGCUUGACAUGGGCCGGGCGGACAGCGCGGGGCGGCGGCCGGGCUGCAGCCGGGGAGCGCCUGGAGCACACGGCGAGCGUGCGGGCGGAGCAGGAGCAGGAGCAGCGGCCGCGGCGGCGGCGGGAGGAGGAGGCGGCGGAUUUACAGACUCUACUCCAAGAGUUUCCACAGCCUAAAGACCUGCUGACUCAGGUUAUGCAACGAGCUCUGAAACUUUCUGAUGUGAAAGAUCGCAUUGUCUACAAAUCGUUCCAAGGACCUACUAAAAAAACUCUCCUAUACUUAUCUUGGCCAAGAAAACUGGUGAUAAAGGGAUACGGUGCGAAGAAGGUUGAAGCAGAGAGGCAUGCUGCAGCUGUUGCCUGUGGAAUAUUCAAGCAAUGGGGCCUUCUUGGACCAAAGAACCAGCUCUUCCGAGCUCAAGAAUACGAGCAACUUGUGGCAAAGUUUGCUGACGGACGACCACAAGUGGGUCUGAUGGAGGAAAGUGAAGAGGUGGAUAAGAUGGUGGAAGAAGGAAUAAUGGACUGUACAGACUUCCUCUCACUCACAGACAAAGCCCAUGACAAGCCUUUAUCAAGCAGAAAAGGGCAAGGGACCAUGCCUGAUGACUCCAUUGCAAUGAGUGCUCUCACCCAGUUCCCUGAGCCCAAGAACCUCUUGUCGAAGGUCAUACAGAUAGCAACAACCUCCUCCACUACCACAGAUUAUCUGAAAUAUUCCACGGAUGGUAAUUCGGUGAAGGUCUGUCGGCUCGAGGUGCAGUGGCCAACUCCGAUGACCUUUAUCGCAAGUGGUCGGCGGAAAACUGAGGCAGAGCGGAGAGCAGCGGCUCUAGCCUGUAAGAAGCUGAAGGAUCUGGGCUUGCUGAACCAGAAAAACCACCCACUGACCCACGCCAUGUACAACCUGGCUGCAAUAAAAGAGCUGAGUGAACAGGAACGAAGACCAACCAGGCUGGAAAUCCCCAAGCACCUCCAGCAACGAAUCCAACAGUAUCUGGACCAAUACGCAGUGAAAACAGCACCUGACCUCUAUGACUUUAAACGCAGACCCAUCCGCUGUGACCAGGAGAUUGUGAAUCCAGAGUCUAACUUUGAUAUGAUUCGUGAUGCCAUCACAGGAGAUGCUUAUGUCCCAAUGUCUCACGGAGAGGUUGAGCGCAUUAACCAGAGAUUGCUCUGGCUCUGGAGCAGAUCCAGGCCAGGCAAGCUCAAGCCACUACCCGUUGACUCUCACAAGGAAGCGAUCAUCUCUACCAUUGAGGAAAACCGGGUUGUGGUCAUAUCGGGAUCAACGGGAUGUGGGAAGACCACUAGGAUCCCGCAGUUCAUAUUGGAGAAGUUUGUCAUGGACCAGCGAGGAGCUCGCUGCAACAUACUGAUAACCCAGCCCCGGCGCAUCAGUGCUGUGUCCGUGGGCCAGAGGGUGGGCUACGAGAUGGGUCCAGCCCUCAAGAAGAAUGUGGGCUACCAGGUGCGGCUGGAGAGCAUGCUGCCCACCCGGGGAGGGGCCCUCUUGUUCUGCACCGUCGGCAUCCUCCUGAAGAAAAUGCAAGGCAACCCCUCGCUGGAAGGUGUCAGCCACAUCAUCGUGGACGAAGUCCACGAACGGGAUGUCAACACCGACUUCCUGCUCAUCCUUCUGAAGAACGUGAUGGAGGCCAACCCCGAGCUUAAGAUCAUCCUGAUGAGUGCCACCAGCGACACGGAGCGCAUAUCAGAGUACUACGGGGAUUGCCCCGUGGUGACUAUACCAGGCUUCAUGUACCCGGUCAAGGAAUAUUACCUCGAUGACAUUCUGCCCACACUGGGGCAAAAGAAGACCGUUCAGCUCAAGCGAGACGAGGAGGACCCAACCCCUGACCUUGACUUGGUCACUAACACAAUCAUGCAUAUUGAUCGGCAUGCUGAACCUGGGGGAAUAUUGUGUUUCUUGCCGGGUUGGCAAGAGAUAAAAGGAGUUCAACAAAGGCUCCAGGAAUGUCUUUCCACUAGAAAAGAAAACUGCAUCAUUUUACCAGUUCACUCCAACAUCCCAGUAAUGGACCAACAAGAGAUCUUCCACCAGCCACCACCUGGAAUGAGGAAAAUAGUGCUGGCAACAAACAUUGCAGAGACGUCAAUAACUAUUGAUGAUAUUGUACAUGUCGUUGACACAGGCUGUCACAAAGAGCAGCGCUAUGAUCUCAGGACAAAGGUUUCGUGUCUCAACACGGCGUGGAUCUCGAAGUCGAACGUGAAGCAGCGUCGAGGGCGGGCGGGCCGCUGCCAGCCGGGGAACGCCUACCACCUCUUCAGCAGGGAGAGGCUGGAGAAGAUGGAUGACUUCCAGAUCCCAGAAAUACUCCGCACACCUCUGGAGAAUAUCAUAGUCCAGUCCAAGGUCCACAUUCCCGACAUCACGGCUUCGGAUUUUCUUUCCAAGGCGAUGAAUAGUCCUGAUCCCAAGGCUGUGAAUGAGGCUGUGUGGAUAUUACAAGAGAUAGGGGUGCUUGAUAUAGAUGAAUCUCUAACCUUGCUUGGUCAGCGACUGGCUCACAUCUCCACUGACCCACGGCUGGCUAAAGCAAUCGUCAUGGCGUCCAUUUUCCGCUGUCUCUACCCCGUGCUGAUGGUUGUGGCCUGUCUGACUCGGGAUCCAUUUGUGAACAGCUUGCUGAACAGGGCUGAGGUUAUGAAGGCUAAAACGCAUCUCAGUGGGGAGAGUCGGAGUGACCACGUGGCGUUUAUUAAAGCCGUUGAAGGUUGGAAGAAAGUGCGGCAGGUGUGGGACGCAGACUCCAAGAAAGAGUAUCUGGAGGAGAACAUGCUGUAUGCUCCAAGUCUCCGCUUCAUUCACGGAUUGAUUCUACAAUUCUCUGAGAACGUUUACAACGCUUUCCUGGUGUCGAACCCUUCUGACUGUGGCCGUUCUUCCUCCUUGUGUAACCAGUACAGAGGGGAGGAAGAGCUGAUCAAGGGGGUACUUCUGGCUGGCCUGUACCCUAACCUCAUCCAGCUGAGGCAUGGGAAAGUCACCAGGGAGGGAAAGUUCAAACCGAAGAGUGUGGUGUGCCAUACCAAGACUGGCCAGGUACUCCUGCACAGGUCGACCGUCAACAGGAACGAGGAAACUUUCAAGAGCCGCUGGAUGACUUACUUCACAGCUGUGAAAUCCAAUGGGACUGUCUUUGUCCGUGACUCCUCCAUGGUCCAUCCGCUGGCUCUGCUGCUGCUCCCAGACUGUGAUAUUCAUGUCAAGGAGGAUGGCGACUGUGUGCUGCUCACCCUGGCUGACUGCAGCCUCCUCCAGCUGGAGCUGGACACAAAGACAGCACAUCUCUUGUACAGCUUCCGCACGGCCAUGCACAAUAUGGUAGAAACCUGCCUGCGCCACGAGUUGCCUGAACUUCCCUGUGCCUUGCGUGAGGAGCACGACGAAGUGCUUUCACUACUCGUGGAACUUUUGAACUGCUGGCCGAUGAGUGAAUGAUUCACUGGCACUGUGGCAGGCAGGCAGGUGAGCUUGCAUCCUAUUCUGUAUCAUAAUUGCCUGGUGCAUUGUACAAAAAAGAUAUAGCUGCUGUAUUUAAUUCUUUGAAGUGUGCUCACCUUGCAAUAUUACUUGAAAAUAAUGGACUGAAUAGUGUAUGAAUUUAUAAUUUAUAACUGAUGUUUAUAACAAUUUGUGCUUAAAACUGCAAGCAGAAUAAAUCUUAUUGAUUAAGACCCCCUGAAAAUUUGGGGGAAUGGUUUUGUACAGGCAGUAUUGUCUGAUUUCCAUAAUUUAAAAUGUAUUUAAAACAUUG
Messenger RNA from Amblyraja radiata (thorny skate), 3876 nucleotides. It is a transcript of the gene dhx30, whose product is annotated as DEAH (Asp-Glu-Ala-His) box helicase 30. Bases 12 to 3560 code for a protein of 1182 amino acids. NCBI's taxonomy places the organism in Eukaryota, Metazoa, Chordata, Chondrichthyes, Rajiformes, Rajidae. Gene Ontology annotation, molecular function: DNA helicase activity; RNA helicase activity; G-quadruplex RNA binding. The record is from RefSeq and is a predicted model, not a curated record. Gene Ontology annotation, cellular component: intracellular anatomical structure; nucleus; cytoplasm. The transcript has 19 exons.